This is a messenger RNA of Musca domestica (house fly), 1852 nucleotides long. RefSeq lists its product as uncharacterized. The record is from RefSeq and is a predicted model, not a curated record. The transcript is spliced from 16 exons. The coding region runs from base 139 to 1605 and encodes 488 amino acids. NCBI's taxonomy places the organism in Eukaryota, Metazoa, Arthropoda, Insecta, Diptera, Muscidae.
UUUCACAACAAUCUUUUGUUUACGUGAAAAUUAUUUAUACAAAACUCAAAACUGAUACUUUUCAUUGGAAAAAACAUAUAUUGGAGAAUAUAACAACAAAUAUAAAAUAGACAAUUUAUUUAUUUCCCAACGCCCAAUAUGGAAUUGUGUAUGAAAAAGAAUCGUUUAAAUGACUAUGAGAAGAGACGUUUCGUUGAUAUUAUUAGGAAAUAUCCAAUAAUUUGGAAUAAAAAACAUCCAAAUAGAUUUCGAAACGAUUUAAAGUUGGCUUGGCAAAAUGUUGCCAAAGAAAUGAAUGAAAAUGAGGAAGUAUGCCGACUUGGUUGGAAAAGCAUUUGCGAUAGUCAUCGCUAUUUGAAAAGGAAAUAUGGUCGUAAAGUUGAAAAUGGUACAACGGAACAAGGUUAUUCCACUGAUGAUUGUACCAGUCCAAAAACGAAAUAUAAUGAUGAUAUGGAUUUUAUGAUAGAUCCGUCUGGUUCCAGCGAUUACAAUGAUGAUAACAAACUAUUACUUGAAGACAAUCUAUCGGCGGCAAUGGAAGAUGUGUCAUCAUAUCAAAGUAAUAGCUCCUUUAAAAGAGCUGAAAGUAGCCAAGAAAGUGUGCCGUCUUCCCAUCAAAGCAACAGCUAUUUGAGAAAAGCAGAAAGUAGUCAAGAUGGGAUACCCUCUAUUUAUCAAGGCAAUAGCUCAUUUAAAGGAGUUGAAAAUAGCCAGCAUGGAACGCCCUCUAUAUAUCAAAGUAUUAGCACUUUUAAUGGACUUGAAAGUGGACACCUUCGGAUGCAAUCUAUAUAUCCAAAUAAUAACUCAAUUAAAAGAGGUGCCAGUAGUCUGGAUGCAACACCAUCGACAUAUCAAAGUAAUCACACCUUUAAAAGAGCUGCAAGUAGUCAGGAUGCAACAUCGUCCAUAUAUCAAAGUAAUAACUCCUUCAAAAUAACUGCAAGUAGCCGGGAUGGAACGCCGCCUAUAUAUCAAACUAAUAACUAUCUUAAAAGAGUUGAAGCUAGCCAUGAUGGUGGGUCGCCGUUUUCCCAACAAAGUUCUGGUUUCUUUGACAAAGUUGAAAGCAGCCAAGAUGAAACGCCGCCCACCCACGAUGUUGUGGAUGUUAUGGAAUUUAAACAAGAAAAUCUAGACGAUGACACUCCAAUCAUUUCCAACGUUACGGAAACGUCACAGAAAGGAGAACUAAUGGAGGAUGCAGAAUUACAUAACCUUGGGGGAUCAACCACAAAGAUCUUGACCAAUAAACUCUUGACACAUUCCGAUAAAUCUUAUAAUCAUACAAGAGAAGAAUAUCAUUUUGAUAAAUCCAAUAACCAAAUAAGAGCAGAGGACGAUCCCAAACCACACUUUAAUGCAAAUUCACACUUUUUAAAUCAUUUAGAUUCCAUAUUGAACAAACUGCCGCUACACAUUUCGGAAAACUUACAAGGCAAAAUAAUGGGAAUGGCCUAUGCUGAAUUGGCCAAGCAUAGGUCAAAGGCAACAAAUAACAAAUGCGAUAGUUAUGUUAAGGUAAAAGAAAAUGUGCAUAUCUUAAGAAAACAUUCAAGGACAAAUGAUUCAAAUAGCAGUCUUGAUUUUGGAUUUCAAUGACAUUUAAAAUUAAUAAUUUUUAUUUGGCAAUAAUUUGUGUUUUCUUUUAAUACUUUAUUUGUGUUGCAUUUGGUGUACAUUGUCUUCUUUUUUUAUUAAUGUAAUCAAAUACGAAUUUUGUUUUACUGUUUUAUAAAAUUAAUAAAAUCAAUAUUACUUAGUAAAUAUUUAUGGACAAAAAAUUAAUUACUAAUUAUGAGACGAUUUGAAAGAAUAAAGAAGAAUUUUUUUUCAGUAUUGAUUGCGA